Molecule: messenger RNA, 1920 nt
Organism: Tigriopus californicus
Lineage: Eukaryota; Metazoa; Arthropoda; Copepoda; Harpacticoida; Harpacticidae
Exons: 4
Coding region: 388-1728 (446 amino acids)
Cellular component (GO): membrane
Source: RefSeq, a predicted model, not a curated record
AAAAGGCGAGUUGGACAUUGAGUGGGGACAAAGUCCUCUUGAGGUUGCGUUUUGGCAAGCUAAAUCUUGCGUAGCCAAAACAGGCCUGCCAGGCCCAGUGUCUGCAGUGGAUGACACUGGGAUAGCUGCUCAAGAUCUAGGCCUUUCCUUUCAUGCCAAGCCCAACCUCUGGCUCACCUUAGCCAAGGGAGAGCGAACCAAAAAUGGGUUUGUUUUUGUUUUGAUGCUCGAGUCCCAAACCUGUUUCAUCCAUCAGAACCUCCAGAACACCUAAAAGGGCUCUGGGUAGUUUGCGCGUGCAGAUGUGCGCAUCAUCUUAGGCCAUAUCAAUCACUUGUGGAAGAUAUCUCUUCCAAAGGGAUGGUGUGAUUUCCCCCUAGUAUAAACAUGGAAAACUAUGUGCAUCAAAUUGGCGAAUUUAGGCCGAAACACUUCAAGCAUAAAGAUUUCGAAGACGUUCGCGACAUUCUCAAGGGAGAAUUAGACGAGCACACCCAAAACUUGAGCCGACUUGAAGCUGAGAGAAGGCGGAAGUUAAACGAGGACUUCGAUCAGGCAGGAUGGUUUUCCAAGAUUCGCAUUAUUUUUUUACUCAUCCUCAUCAAGGAAAUCAUCACGGGAGUAAUCUACCCUACCGUGGACAUGGCCAUCGAUAUUACAACAGCAUCAACCCAUUUUGCAUUCAAUGAUGUGGGUUGGGGAGCCCUUACUUUAACUUUUGUCUUUAUCCCCGGAUUUGUGUGCGCAAUUGCCAUUGCGGUACGAGGAAUCAAGCAAGAAUACACGUGGAAGCGAUUGAUCAACUAUUCCAUAGUAAUAGUUCUCCUACCAGUACUAUAUCCCGUCAUUCAAGUCAUGGUGAAUACAUACAUGGUGUACCUUAUGAUCAUUCGGAGAAGCCGAGAGAUCUUCAAGAUCAUGGGACAUGAUGUCAAACAAUUCAAGUCCUUGGAGGGCUUCUUGGAAUCCGGACCCCAGUUCGUUCUUCAGAGUUACAUUUUGCUUUUGGGCAAAGAUAAAAAUUCAUACACCAAUCAAGAAGAAUUUCGGAUCCUUACAUUGACCUUCUCGAUCGUGUUAUCGUUCAUAUCCUUGUCUAAGACCGGAUUUAACGUAAAUGUUCCUGACGAGGAUCCAAAACGAACGUCGAUCCAAUACAAGAAAAAUGCCAAAUUCUUCCCCUUGACUUCCAUUGUUUUCCACGCGGUCUGCGUUUUGUUCAGGGUGACGUGCCUGUCAUAUUUUUUCGCCACAAUCCGUGUCUGGACGAUACUCCUCAUCGCGGUGACCAUUUUGACCAACUAUCUCCUAUUCCUAAAGUGUGGAGGCUCGCAAACUAUCUCGAUCCUGCUAGGAAUGGUCUCAGUAUUUAUGCCUAAUGGAUAUCUACUCUACAACUUUGCCGCCACCUUCCCCGUGGAUCUUCCUUUUGAAGGCACUCGCAAUUUCUUGCUUUACCACAUGCUCUCUACAACCGGUUACUUUUGUGCUUGUAUCAUUGGGAUCUUCUUAGGUGGAGCUACCAAUUCGAGUUACUUGAACUUCAACAUUCCGGAUGACUCCGUGCUUGAUAAUUUUGGGGUGCAAGUAAUUUUGAACGUUGGUCUAUUAGUGUUGGCCGUGCUUUCUUUGGUGUUCGGGUACAUCCAUUGGCGAGUUAGUAUCGUACCUCUGUAUCAAGCACCUAGAUCAGAUUCUCAUGGGGUCACGACUAUCCGAAUUCCAUAGAACGUCAGUAUUGUAGCCUGUGUUAAAUCCGAGUAUUUCUAGCUUUUUUGGUAUCUUAAUCGGGUAUGGUCAAAGAAUUUUUGUGCCAAAAACAAUAAUGAAUAAUUAUCUCGUGCCAUGCAUUAAAAGUGUUUUCAAAAAUAAAUCAAUAGUGACUAACAGGUUUAUUUAUGAUGGCCUGUUUUCAACUGA